This is a messenger RNA of Aspergillus puulaauensis, 2709 nucleotides long. RefSeq lists its product as uncharacterized. The record is from RefSeq and is a predicted model, not a curated record. Lineage: Eukaryota; Fungi; Ascomycota; Eurotiomycetes; Eurotiales; Aspergillaceae. The coding region runs from base 1 to 2709 and encodes 902 amino acids. Gene Ontology annotation, biological process: regulation of DNA-templated transcription; DNA-templated transcription. Gene Ontology annotation, molecular function: DNA-binding transcription factor activity, RNA polymerase II-specific; DNA binding; zinc ion binding. The transcript has 4 exons.
AUGGAACGGCCGUCCGGUCUCCCGCAGGCGGGAGGCAAUGCACAGGGCGGCGAACGUCUUUUGCAGGCCCAGUCUAACAGCCAUCCCAACAUCGUUCCGGUCUCUAAUCCUCCAGGCCCGCCUGGGUCAUCACUACAAGCCUCACGAGUACCCCCGCGCAAUGCCACAAUUACCGGGAGAAAGCAAAUGUCUAGUAGCAACAAAGUUGCCAUACCCCGCCAACGCUCCGGGACUGCCCCUCGUUAUAGUCGCCGUGUGCCCUUGGCAUGCGAAACUUGCAGAAUGCGCAAAACGAAAUGCAGUGGUGACACCCCCAUUUGCAGACAGUGUUUGGAAUUAAGAGUCGACUGUCGUUACCCGGUUUCAUGGCGCGAGCGAACGAAAGCAGAACUCGCUCAACUUUCGGCCAAGUCGGAUAACUAUGAAAACCUUCUCCGUGAAAUCAGCCAACUUGUUGAUGGCCGGAUGUCGGAGCAGAUUAAGCAUACUCUUGAUAAAUACGCCGAACCUGGCAACGAACCGUUAAGCGACCAGCUGUCUACGAACUCCGCGUCUGCUGUUGAUGAAGUGCCCGACGCUGAUUUGGAAAGUCUGCCGUCUUCAAUUGGGUCAUUAGAUGCGAUCGAUCGUGUGGAUGAGGAUCUGAAUCGUAGCCCACACGCCCGAGCUACAGGAUACAUGGGAAAGAAUUCAGAGGUUACUUGGCUGCAACGAUUAGGCAGAGAGACCGACCACCGUGCGCGCAACUUACCAGGUCCAGCCGAACUCCAGCCAGAUCGCAAGUUUGCCAUCCAUUCCGUGAACUAUCAUUUGGACGAUGUGGACAUAACGCCUCCUGGACCCGUGCACCUUUAUUGGGUGCCUCCCCGGAAUCUUGCAGACAAACUCUUCGAGGACUACCUCGAUACAGUCCAUCCUAUUUUCCCCAUAAUCAGCCGGCCACUAUUUUCUGCGCAGUUCAGAAAUUUCUUCGAUAAUUCGGCGCGACCGGGUGAUAAAUGGCUGGCCAUUUUGAACCUGAUUUUUGCCAUAUCAUCCUACCAUGCGCACCUUAUGCAGGCGCCCUGGCGCGGCGAUGACCGUGAUCACUUCGUUUACCUGGCUAGGGCCCGAGCUCUGAGUAUGAACAGUGAUUCCAUUUUUACUCACCCUGAUCUCCAGCAGGUGCAGGUGGAGGCUUUAAUGGCUUUUUACCUACUUUCAACCGAUCAGAUCAAUCGAGCGUGGAGAAUUGCAUCGUUAGCUCUCCGGUCCGGAAUAUCUCUUGGGUUGAACCUCAGGAACACUAGCGAAAUCACCCCUGAUGCGUCUAAGGAAGCUCGAUAUAGGGUUUGGUGGUGUCUUUACACAUUUGAACACUUGCUUGGGAUAAUGACUGGACGUAUGACGGGCAUCUCGGAUGGUAUUUGCACGACACCGAUGCCACUCCCUGUGGAUGAGGACCGGUUCCAGGACCCAGCCAUUGCGGAGCUACUCGGUAGCCUAGAGCUUCGUCAAAACCGCGUUGAAGCAGGCCUGGCGAGCUGCUUUGUUCGGCAGAUGCCCAUGAAUACACGGCCCGGUCGAGAGGCGCAAAAUACAAUGAAAAACCAAGACGCCUCGCGCUUGAAAAGCCUACCACCGAGCACCUCCCUUUUCUUCCUUUACUUCGUCGACCUCGGUGUUAUUACCCAGGAGAUCGUUAAUCGGGUCUACUCUCUCGAUUGUAUAAUGACACCUUGGAGCCAGAUCGAGAAUCGCAUUGGUGAGCUUCGCACAAGGGUUGAGCGUUGGUAUACAAAUCUCCCUGAAGCUUAUAACUGGACCAGAGGCGAUGAGCAGAGCCCAGAAAUGCUCCGAGCGAGUCUCUGCCUCGCCUUCCAUUACUACAGCGCGCGCAUCACACUGGGUCGGCCCUGCUUGUGUCGCCGCGAUGUCCGACCACCAAACUCUCCCAAUCAAGCGAUAUCCUUUAGUCACGAGAUAUCAGUGGCAGUCCUUGAAGCUGCAGAGCGGCUAAUUGGUCUGCUCUCCGAUGAGCCUGACGCCUCGCGCAUCUACCAGAUCUGCCCUUGGUGGUGCAUCCUACAUUAUCUCAUGCAAGCUACCGCCGUCCUGCUCCUUGAACUGUCUUUUGGUAGCAUCCACAUGCCCCAGGAGGAGAAGAACAUCCUCGAGGCUGCGAAGAAGGGAAUCCGCUGGCUCCACGCCAUGUCCGAGUCCAGCCUUGCUUCAAGACGUGCUUGGGAAAUAUGCGAUGGGAACUUCCGCCGCAUCGCCGUAGGCCUGAAAUUCGACGUGAGCGAUAUUCCAACUGCCGAUUAUCAGUCUGAUCUCAACGACGGUACACAACAGUCGCAACAGCAGCAGCCGCAGUCACAAACUCCACGGGAUAAUGCCAACCCUCCUAUCGCUACAAUCGCCACACAGUUCCCAUCUCUUGCAUCCUCCACCACGCCCGUUUUCAACCUCUCAAACCCGGACGGCAUCCAGCAAAUACCUCAACCACCUUUCCAAGAUCCAACGACAACGACAAAUUUCCAACAACCCCCGGUUACCGCACCUUUCUUCACCAUCCCGCGCAGCGAUGACCCCCUCCUCUUCGGCGGUCUUGGUACCCCUUCCACCGGAACUCCCAACGACAUGUACUUCCCCUACGACCCUAUCACUGGCGAAUUCAUCCAGUCAUUCUUCCCAAAUUCGAACGAGGAAGAGCCUUGGGAUGAUUAA